AUGCGUUUGAAAUCCAUUUUAUCAAGUUUGCUAUUAUUAGCUGCGAUUCUUGUACCAGUACUGGCGGAUACGACAAUAUAUUACAGUACUUAUUGGACUGGUACCUUUGCUUAUACAUAUUCUGCAUCAUACUCAACAACAACAAAUCUUAUUAUCUUUGUCACUACAACGACAUAUUAUUACAUAUACACGCCUAGGGGUACGACAUCAACGUCAAUACUUACAUUUGUUAAUGGAAUCAGUACCUCUUCACUCGCAACCAGAUCUUCAACCACACUAGGUGUUGCUAAUGGGUAUCAGACAGUUGUAUAUGUUACUAUUACUUAUUAUCCAAUUUUUAACACUGCAAUUACUACAUCAUCGAGAGCAACACAAUAUGUUGGAGCUGCAGCAACUACUUAUAGCACAAUUUCAACUUAUACCUUAGGGACAGAUGGAUAUUAUACCACUCUUUACAUUUAUCAAGUUGCGAUACCAAAUAAUUUUUACUUAUCAACUACUACUUCGAUCUGGAGAGAGACUUAUAUGACAACGAGCGCCUCGUUAAUUACUACAAAGGGAAGUGAUGGUACUGAUACGGUUGGAACCGUUUAUUAUGUCUAUACUACUAGAUCUCCUGGUAUAUCUAUCACAAGUGUUUGGACAGGAACAUAUACCACAUUUUAUUCUACUAGUGUAUCAUAUAGUACAGAAUUUCAUUUAAUCUUGGGAAAUACUACUUAUACCACUACGUAUUAUUUUAUCGCCAUUCCGCGUAAUUAUUCCACUUCUAGAAGCACUGGGGGUUAUAAUGGAUCGAUAACUUCGACUACAUCUACCUCAGUAUUCGUAUUUACAGGAAAAGAUGGAAAUGUAACAACAGAAACCAUCUACUAUGUGGCAACCCCAUAUCGUCGUUCAACAACCACGAUAUCAGUUACGAGUAACUUCAAUGCUGCUUCAACUUCAACGUAUUCUACUAUAUAUAAUACUGUGACAGAUGUUAACGGUAAUGAAACUACUCAAACAACAUAUUAUGUUGCUAUUCCAACCAAUUUUUUAAAGACAACAACCACUGAAGGUUGGACUGGUAAUUAUUUAACGACACAUGCUACAUCCAAAACCGUAACAACAGGUUCAGACGGCAUUUUGACUACUGGUACUAUUUACUAUGUUUGGACUACUAGAAACCCUGGUGUAGGAAUUACAUCACCAUGGACAGGUUCAUACACAACGUAUUAUUCUACUUCUGUGUCAUAUAGCACUGUCUAUUUAUUUUUUAUCCCAAUUAGCACUUUGACUACAACCUUCUACUAUAUCCAUAUACCAAUUUAUUUGUCGACUACUAGAGCCACUUACCCUGGAAGUUUCUCUUUUACUACGACAUAUUCUACAAUAAUUGUUUCGUAUUUUGGAGAGGACGGCAAUGUGACUACAGAAUUCAUAUAUUUAAUUUAUACUCCAACUUAUCGUUCUACCAUCACCUUUACAACUAGAGGUGGAGCUGGUACAGUGUCUAAUACAUAUGGUACAUUAUUUCAAACUGUUACAAACGCUCAAGGUAUUGAAACCACUGAAACAACAUAUUAUGUUGCCAUUCCUGACGCCUUAUUCUAUACGACUACAACAGCUCCAUGGAGUGGAUAUUACACGUUAACUUAUUCGGAAGGUUUUACAACAAUUGUUGGCAAUGACAAAUAUUCAACUAUUAAAACAAUCUUUUACGUAGAAACACCUUUCCCGUGGGGUUAUUAUGUAGUUACGCCUUGGACUGGGUCUUAUACAACUUAUAAUCAAAGUGGUUACACAUUGGCAUUUGGUUUCUUCUUAAUUUUCUUUGGUUUAUGGGUAUACCCGUUAUAUUAUUUAUCUACACCAAUAAGAUCGACACAGUUCACUAGUUUAACAAGUGCAUGGGAUAAUAAAUAUAUCUCUCAAUCAGUAAGGACAACAACUGUUGUAGGUUAUGAUGGGGAGUCUACCACUGAAACAAUUUAUUACAUUUUUACCCCUGCUAAAAGCUUUACUAGUACACGAUAUAUACAAGGUAGUUUUACGGGUACUUCAAGAUCAACAAUAUCUACAGUUACCGUAAAAACAGGUGGAAUUUACAAUUAUCAAUGGGAAGUGAUUUACUAUGUAUUAUUACCUGUCAAUGCGGCUCAGUCUACAACUUUAGUUUCUUGGACUGGUUCAUAUGUCACAACUAGUAGAAUAUUCACUACCACUUCAACAGGUAAUGAUGGUAUUAUUUCAACGAUUACUGUGUACGUUGUCGAAACUCCUUCAAUACCACCCCAGACUACUUUCAUUCCAUGGACCGGAUCUUAUACCUCAACUAUUUCCACAAGUGUUUAUACAACUUUAGAUUAUAUUGAUGACCUCUUAGCUUUGUGGACCUUAUCUGUAUAUGUAGUUGAGACACCAAUUAGAAAAUCCACAUCAUACCAAUAUACAUAUUGGACUGGGUCAUUUUCAUCCACUUAUUCCACAGAAAUAAUUACUGAAGUUGACUAUUUAGGAAAUGAAACAACAGAGACAAUAUAUUAUAUAAUGACUCCUCCAAGAAAGAUGACAAGCACUCAAUAUUUCCCAUUAUCCGGAAGUUCUAUUACCACCACAGUUUCUACAAUUAUAUCUACACUAAUAGGUACUGAUGGAUUUGAAACCACAGAAACCAUAUAUUAUGUUGCUGUUCCUACAGAAGUUGGUGUAACAACAGUUUUUACUUCUUGGACAGGAACAUUUAUUAGUUUAUUCUCAACCUCCAUAUCGAAUGGGUUACUAUCUUCUCUCACAAUUUACUUUAUAGAGACUCCAAUCGAUACAGGUGAAAUAUCAUAUGUUCCAUGGGGUGGUGACUAUACUUCUACAUUUUUGACGACUAUAAUUACAAGUUAUGGAUAUUCAAGUACAUUUUUUGGUGCAUGGACACGUACUAUUUAUUUGGUUGAAACACCAACUCAUGUAACUACUGUUACUAAACAUACUCCGUGGAAAGAAACCGAAACCGAAACAUAUUCGACAUAUAUGACUACGGUAACUGGUUUAGACGGAAUAUUAACUACUGAGCUUGUUUAUCUUGUUUUUACUCCUUAUCGUGUGACAACAAGUUCUUUGAUUACUGCAUGGCAGAAUUCCCAAACCUCAACAUAUUCAACAUCAGAAAUAAUUUCAGUUGGAAGUGAUGGUUUGGAAACUACUACAAUUGUGUACAUUAUAGGGACACCUCAACAUGUUUUAACUUCGACAUCAUUCAUGGGAUGGAACAGUGCUGACACCUCUACAUUUUCAACCCUGAUUACUACAUAUCUAAAUAGUGAUGGAUUUGACAUUACAGAAACGAUCUAUUACGUUAAUAGUCCUUUACGUUAUUAUACUAGUACGUCAUAUACCGCUAGAGAUGUGUUAUUUACGUCGACAUUCUCCACAUUAAUAACCACGGUAACUAAUUCCAUUGGUGAAGAAAUUACCGAAACUGUUUAUUUUGUCGAAAAACCUAAAAGGGAUACCACUUCCACAAGUUAUUCGCACUGGAUGGAUUUACGUACAGAAACAUAUUCAACCCUAGUUACAACAAUUAGAGAUAAUGAUGGUAAUGAAACAACAGAAACAGUCUAUUUUGUUUAUACACCUGUACGUGCCACAACUUCAUUUGUAUUCAGUCCUGGUGCUCUUCAAAGUUCUACAUAUUCAACUUUAAUUAGAACUCUUACUGGUGAUGAUGGGAUGGAGACAACUGAAACAGUUUAUUAUGUUAGUACACCUAUCAGAAAAUCAACUGUAACUUCUAUUUCCAAUUGGUCUAUGAGAUCAGUUUCAACAGUUUCAACAGUUAUUACGACUAUCACUGACAGUUUCGGCAUUGAAAUUACAGAGACAAUAUAUUACGUCAAUUCCCCUGAUUUUAGAUUAACUUCAACUGUAUUCUACCAAGGUUCUGAUACAUUUGCUAGUACCUAUUUAACGUUAACCACCACCCAUGUUGAUAGCGAUGGAUUUUCUACAAUAGAAACCAUUUUUUAUGUCGUGACACCACCAAAAAGUAGUGUUACCACUUCUUAUACGUACUGGACUGGGUCAUUUAGUUCCACAAUUUCAACAAUUUUUUCUACCUAUAUUGAUAAUUCCAGUAAUGUGGCUACACAAACUAUAUUUGUAGUCGAAACUCCAUGGCAUAUUAGUAGCAGUACUACAUUUAAAGAAUGGAACGGCGUAGGGACUUCAACGUAUUCAACAUUAACUAUUAUUAGUACAGAUUCUUCGGGAAUCGAGACUACUGAUAUCAUUUACUUUGUCUACAAGACUUAUACCCACUCCAGUGUCACGUCAUAUACUGCUGUAACUGAUUCUACUACAUUUACAUUAUCUACCAUUGUAAGUACAUUAACUGAUGACGAUGGUAGUGAGACAAUAGAAACAAUUUAUAUUAUUGCCACACCGAUGAGAACCACUAUCUCAAUAAGCUAUUCUUUUGGAACUGACAGUUCAACAAUAACUUUAUCAACUAGUUUUGUAACCUUUACAGGUUCUGAUGGAAAUGAGACAACUGAAAUAAUUUAUUUCGUAAGAACUCCUAUACGUGGAACCACUUCUACCGCAAUAGUAGCAGCUCCUUUAUCGUUUACUUCAACGUAUUCUACAUUUAUCGCAACUAUCUCUGGCCAAGACGGAGAGGAAACUACUCAAACAAUUUAUUUUGUUCUAACUCCUAAAAGAGGCUAUGAAACUACCAGCUACGAGGAAAGAUCAGUUUUCAAUGAAAUUACUGCCUCUACUAUUACUACAAUAUUUACUGGCUCUGAUGGAUAUGAGACAACAGCGACGCUAUACAUCGUCUAUACUCCAUUCCCUAUAUCGUCACAACAUUUAUUGAGCUCAUCUGGUCUUUCAGAAGCUACCAUUUCAUUUAUCACAAAUAGUUCAAUUGUAGUUUCAAGCACCUCAAGUGAACUCAACAAUUCAAUUUCUGAGGGUGCCACAAAUGUUGAUUCCAGUAAUCUAUUAUCAACAUCGGACGAAUAUACAGAUACCACAUCAUCAUCAUACCAAAAUGCAAUAUCACAAAAUAACACUGAUCACACAACUGAUCUUAUUUCCUCGGAAGAAUCACAUCAAACAUUAUCAAAUGCUACACAUCCAGUUGAGCACACCUCCAGAUCAUCUGAGGAAUCAUUGGAAGUAUCCACUUUCACUACCACAGAUUCUGAGGGUAAUGUAUCCACAGGUACCACUACUUACCCAGUUGAGCACACCUCCAGAUCAUCUGAGGAAUCAUUGGAAGUAUCCACUUUCACUACCACAGAUUCUGAGGGUAAUGUGUCCACUGGCACCACUACUUACCCAGUUGAGCACACCUCCAGAUCAUCUGAGGAAUCAUUGGAAGUAUCCACUUUCACUACCACAGAUUCUGAGGGUAAUGUGUCCACAGGUACCACUACUUACCCAGUUGAGCACACCUCCAGAUCAUCUGAGGAAUCAUUGGAAGUAUCCACUUUCACUACCACAUAUUCUGAGGGUAAUGUGUCCACUGGCACCACUACUUACCCAGUUGAACACACCUCUAGAUCUUCUGAGGAAUCAUUGGAAGUUUCCACUUUCACCACUACAGACUCUGAAGGUAACGUUUCCACCGGUACCACUACUUACCCAGUUGAACACACCUCCAGAUCUUCUGAGGAAUCGUUAGAAGUUUCCACUUUCACCACUACAGACUCUGAAGGUAACGUUUCCACCGGUACCAUCACUUACCCAGUUGAACACACCUCCAGAUCAUCUGAGGAAUCAUUGGAAGUAUCCACUUUCACUACCACAGAUUCUGAGGGUAAUGUGUCCACAGGUACCACUACUUACCCAGUUGAGCACACCUCCAGAUCAUCUGAGGAAUCAUUGGAAGUAUCCACUUUCACUACCACAGAUUCUGAGGGUAAUGUGUCCACAGGUACCACUACUUACCCAGUUGAGCACACCUCCAGAUCAUCUGAGGAAUCAUUGGAAGUAUCCACUUUCACUACCACUGAUUCUGAAGGUAAUGUGUCCACUGGCACCACUACUUACCCAGUUGAGCACACCUCCAGAUCAUCUGAGGAAUCAUUGGAAGUAUCCACUUUCACUACCACAGAUUCUGAGGGUAAUGUGUCCACUGGCACCACUACUUACCCAGUUGAGCACACCUCCAGAUCAUCUGAGGAAUCAUUGGAAGUAUCCACUUUCACUACCACAGAUUCUGAGGGUAAUGUAUCCACUGGCACCACUACUUACCCAGUUGAGCACACCUCCAGAUCAUCUGAGGAAUCAUUGGAAGUAUCCACUUUCACUACCACAGAUUCUGAGGGUAAUGUGUCCACUGGCACCACUACUUACCCAGUUGAGCACACCUCCAGAUCAUCUGAGGAAUCAUUGGAAGUAUCCACUUUCACUACCACAGAUUCUGAGGGUAAUGUGUCCACUGGCACCACUACUUACCCAGUUGAGCACACCUCCAGAUCAUCUGAGGAAUCAUUGGAAGUAUCCACUUUCACUACCACAGAUUCUGAGGGUAAUGUGUCCACAGGUACCACUACUUACCCAGUUGAGCACACCUCCAGAUCAUCUGAGGAAUCAUUGGAAGUAUCCACUUUCACUACCACAGAUUCUGAGGGUAAUGUGUCCACUGGCACCACUACUUACCCAGUUGAGCACACUUCCAGAUCAUCUGAGGAAUCAUUGGAAGUAUCCACUUUCACUACCACAGAUUCUGAGGGUAAUGUGUCCACAGGUACCACUACUUACCCAGUUGAGCACACCUCCAGAUCAUCUGAGGAAUCAUUGGAAGUAUCCACUUUCACUACCACAGAUUCUGAGGGUAAUGUGUCCACAGGUACCACUACUUACCCAGUUGAGCACACCUCCAGAUCAUCUGAGGAAUCAUUGGAAGUAUCCACUUUCACUACCACAGAUUCUGAGGGUAAUGUGUCCACAGGUACCACUACUUACCCAGUUGAGCACACCUCCAGAUCAUCUGAGGAAUCAUUGGAAGUAUCCACUUUCACUACCACUGAUUCUGAAGGUAAUGUAUCCACUGGCACCACUACUUACCCGGUUGAGCACACCUCCAGAUCAUCUGAGGAAUCAUUGGAAGUAUCCACUUUCACUACCACAGAUUCUGAGGGUAAUGUGUCCACUGGCACCACUACUUACCCAGUUGAGCACACCUCCAGAUCAUCUGAGGAAUCAUUGGAAGUAUCCACUUUCACUACCACAGAUUCUGAGGGUAAUGUGUCCACAGGUACCACUACUUACCCAGUUGAGCACACCUCCAGAUCAUCUGAGGAAUCAUUGGAAGUAUCCACUUUCACUACCACAGAUUCUGAGGGUAAUGUGUCCACUGGCACCACUACUUACCCAGUUGAACACACCUCCAGAUCAUCUGAGGGAUCAUUGGAAGUAUCCACUUUCACUACCACAGAUUCUGAGGGUAAUGUGUCCACAGGUACCACUACUUACCCAGUUGAGCACACCUCCAGAUCAUCUGAGGAAUCAUUGGAAGUAUCCACUUUCACUACCACAGAUUCUGAAGGUAAUGUGUCCACUGGCACCACUACUUACCCAGUUGAGCACACUUUCAGAUCAUCUGAGGAAUCAUUGGAAGUAUCCACUUUCACUACCACAGAUUCUGAGGGUAAUGUGUCCACAGGUACCACUACUUACCCAGUUGAGCACACCUCCAGAUCAUCUGAGGAAUCAUUGGAAGUAUCCACUUUCACUACCACAGAUUCUGAGGGUAAUGUGUCCACAGGUACCACUACUUACCCAGUUGAGCACACCUCCAGAUCAUCUGAGGAAUCAUUGGAAGUAUCCACUUUCACUACCACUGAUUCUGAGGGUAAUGUGUCCACAGGUACCACUACUUACCCAGUUGAGCACACCUCCAGAUCAUCUGAGGAAUCAUUGGAAGUAUCCACUUUCACUACCACAGAUUCUGAGGGUAAUGUGUCCACAGGUACCACUACUUACCCAGUUGAGCACACCUCCAGAUCAUCUGAGGAAUCAUUGGAAGUAUCCACUUUCACUACCACUGAUUCUGAAGGUAAUGUGUCCACUGGCACCACUACUUACCCAGUUGAGCACACCUCCAGAUCAUCUGAGGAAUCAUUGGAAGUAUCCACUUUCACUACCACAGAUUCUGAGGGUAAUGUGUCCACUGGCACCACUACUUACCCAGUUGAGCACACCUCCAGAUCAUCUGAGGAAUCAUUGGAAGUAUCCACUUUCACUACCACAGAUUCUGAGGGUAAUGUGUCCACUGGCACCACUACUUACCCAGUUGAACACACCUCCAGAUCAUCUGAGGAAUCAUUGGAAGUAUCCACUUUCACUACCACAGAUUCUGAGGGUAAUGUGUCCACAGGUACCACUACUUACCCAGUUGAGCACACCUCCAGAUCAUCUGAGGAAUCAUUGGAAGUAUCCACUUUCACUACCACAGAUUCUGAAGGUAAUGUGUCCACUGGCACCACUACUUACCCAGUUGAGCACACUUUCAGAUCAUCUGAGGAAUCAUUGGAAGUAUCCACUUUCACUACCACAGAUUCUGAGGGUAAUGUGUCCACAGGUACCACUACUUACCCAGUUGAGCACACCUCCAGAUCAUCUGAGGAAUCAUUGGAAGUAUCCACUUUCACUACCACAGAUUCUGAGGGUAAUGUGUCCACAGGUACCACUACUUACCCAGUUGAGCACACCUCCAGAUCAUCUGAGGAAUCAUUGGAAGUAUCCACUUUCACUACCACAGAUUCUGAGGGUAAUGUGUCCACUGGCACCACUACUUACCCAGUUGAGCACACCUCCAGAUCAUCUGAGGAAUCAUUGGAAGUAUCCACUUUCACUACCACAGAUUCUGAGGGUAAUGUGUCCACAGGUACCACUACUUACCCAGUUGAGCACACCUCCAGAUCAUCUGAGGAAUCAUUGGAAGUAUCCACUUUCACUACCACAGAUUCUGAGGGUAAUGUGUCCACUGGCACCACUACUUACCCAGUUGAGCACACCUCCAGAUCAUCUGAGGAAUCAUUGGAAGUAUCCACUUUCACUACCACAGAUUCUGAGGGUAAUGUGUCCACAGGUACCACUACUUACCCAGUUGAGCACACCUCCAGAUCAUCUGAGGAAUCAUUGGAAGUAUCCACUUUCACUACCACAUAUUCUGAGGGUAAUGUGUCCACUGGCACCACUACUUACCCAGUUGAACACACCUCUAGAUCUUCUGAGGAAUCAUUGGAAGUUUCCACUUUCACCACUACAGACUCUGAAGGUAACGUUUCCACCGGUACCACUACUUACCCAGUUGAACACACCUCCAGAUCUUCUGAGGAAUCGUUAGAAGUUUCCACUUUCACCACUACAGACUCUGAAGGUAACGUUUCCACCGGUACCAUCACUUACCCAGUUGAACACACCUCCAGAUCAUCUGAGGAAUCAUUGGAAGUAUCCACUUUCACUACCACAGAUUCUGAGGGUAAUGUGUCCACAGGUACCACUACUUACCCAGUUGAGCACACCUCCAGAUCAUCUGAGGAAUCAUUGGAAGUAUCCACUUUCACUACCACAGAUUCUGAGGGUAAUGUGUCCACAGGUACCACUACUUACCCAGUUGAGCACACCUCCAGAUCAUCUGAGGAAUCAUUGGAAGUAUCCACUUUCACUACCACUGAUUCUGAAGGUAAUGUGUCCACUGGCACCACUACUUACCCAGUUGAGCACACCUCCAGAUCAUCUGAGGAAUCAUUGGAAGUAUCCACUUUCACUACCACAGAUUCUGAGGGUAAUGUGUCCACUGGCACCACUACUUACCCAGUUGAGCACACCUCCAGAUCAUCUGAGGAAUCAUUGGAAGUAUCCACUUUCACUACCACAGAUUCUGAGGGUAAUGUAUCCACUGGCACCACUACUUACCCAGUUGAGCACACCUCCAGAUCAUCUGAGGAAUCAUUGGAAGUAUCCACUUUCACUACCACAGAUUCUGAAGGUAAUGUGUCCACUGGCACCACUACUUACCCAGUUGAGCACACCUCCAGAUCAUCUGAGGAAUCAUUGGAAGUAUCCACUUUCACUACCACAGAUUCUGAGGGUAAUGUAUCCACUGGCACCACUACUUACCCGGUUGAGCACACCUCCAGAUCAUCUGAGGAAUCAUUGGAAGUAUCCACUUUCACUACCACAGAUUCUGAGGGUAAUGUGUCCACUGGCACCACUACUUACCCAGUUGAGCACACCUCCAGAUCAUCUGAGGAAUCAUUGGAAGUAUCCACUUUCACUACCACAGAUUCUGAGGGUAAUGUGUCCACAGGUACCACUACUUACCCAGUUGAGCACACCUCCAGAUCAUCUGAGGAAUCAUUGGAAGUAUCCACUUUCACUACCACAGAUUCUGAGGGUAAUGUGUCCACAGGUACCACUACUUACCCAGUUGAGCACACCUCCAGAUCAUCUGAGGAAUCAUUGGAAGUAUCCACUUUCACUACCACAGAUUCUGAGGGUAAUGUGUCCACUGGCACCACUACUUACCCAGUUGAGCACACCUCCAGAUCAUCUGAGGAAUCAUUGGAAGUAUCCACUUUCACUACCACAGAUUCUGAGGGUAAUGUAUCCACUGGCACCACUACUUACCCAGUUGAGCACACCUCCAGAUCAUCUGAGGAAUCAUUGGAAGUAUCCACUUUCACUACCACUGAUUCUGAAGGUAAUGUGUCCACUGGCACCACUACUUACCCAGUUGAGCACACCUCCAGAUCAUCUGAGGAAUCAUUGGAAGUAUCCACUUUCACUACCACAGAUUCUGAGGGUAAUGUGUCCACUGGCACCACUACUUACCCAGUUGAGCACACCUCCAGAUCAUCUGAGGAAUCAUUGGAAGUAUCCACUUUCACUACCACAGAUUCUGAGGGUAAUGUGUCCACAGGUACCACUACUUACCCAGUUGAGCACACCUCCAGAUCAUCUGAGGAAUCAUUGGAAGUAUCCACUUUCACUACCACAGAUUCUGAGGGUAAUGUGUCCACAGGUACCACUACUUACCCAGUUGAGCACACCUCCAGAUCAUCUGAGGAAUCAUUGGAAGUAUCCACUUUCACUACCACAGAUUCUGAGGGUAAUGUGUCCAUUGGCACCACUACUUACCCAGUUGAGCACACCUCCAGAUCAUCUGAGGAAUCAUUGGAAGUAUCCACUUUCACUACCACUGAUUCUGAAGGUAAUGUGUCCACUGGCACCACUACUUACCCAGUUGAGCACACCUCCAGAUCAUCUGAGGAAUCAUUGGAAGUAUCCACUUUCACUACCACUGAUUCUGAGGGUAAUGUGUCCACAGGUACCACUACUUACCCAGUUGAGCACACCUCCAGAUCAUCUGAGGAAUCAUUGGAAGUAUCCACUUUCACUACCACAGAUUCUGAAGGUAAUGUGUCCACUGACACUACUACUUUCCCAGUCAUUUCGAUUUCAUCUAAUAUAGAAGAGUCAGGAACUUCGGUUCGAAGUAUUAGUGAUGAAUCGGUUUUGUUUAUUGAUUCAUCUGGUUUAGGUCCUUCUACUAUUUCGGAUAAUGUUUUGACCAGUAAGCCUAUCACAACAGCUCUUUCAACUAUAGGUUAUUAUAAUUCGUCUUCUUUAAUGUCUAUUUAUUCGUCAAUGUCAAGCUCAGAAAAAUUAUGCCAUUCAUUCCUGUCAUUACAAUCUAAAACUUAUAACGUAAACGAUGAUUUAACAGAAAACUUCAAGUCAAUUUCAACAAACUCCUACAAUUCCGUCACAUCAAACACAAUAACAAAAACAAGCACUUCUUCUGGUGUUCCAGCUCCAGUCACCACCACUAUUACUUCUGGCAGCCACACUGAAACCGAUGUCAUCUCUUACUACACCACUACCGACUCUGAAGGUGAAUUAGUUACUACUUCUACCACCUACCCAGUCACUUCUUCUGGUGUUCCAGCUCCAGUCACCACCACUAUCACUUCUGGUAGCCACACUGAAACCGAUGUCAUCUCUUACUACACCACUACCGACUCCGAAGGUGAAUUAGUUACCACUUCUACCACCUACCCAGUCACUUCUUCUGGUGUUCCAGCUCCAGUCACCACCACUAUUACUUCUGGCAGCCACACUGAAACCGAUGUCAUCUCUUACUACACCACUACCGACUCCGAAGGUGAAUUAGUUACCACUUCUACCACCUACCCAGUCACUUCUUCUGGUGUUCCAGCUCCAGUCACCACCACUAUCACUUCUGGCAGCCACACUGAAACCGAUGUCAUCUCUUACUACACCACUACCGACUCCGAAGGUGAAUUAGUUACCACUUCUACCACCUACCCAGUCACUUCUUCUGGUGUUCCAGCUCCAGUCACCACCACUAUCACUUCUGGCAGCCACACUGAAACCGAUGUCAUCUCUUACUACACCACUACCGACUCUGAAGGUGAAUUAGUUACCACUUCUACCACCUACCCAGUCACUUCUUCUGGUGUUCCAGCUCCAGUCACCACCACUAUCACUUCUGGCAGCCACACUGAAACCGAUGUCAUCUCUUACUACACCACUACCGACUCCGAAGGUGAAUUAGUUACCACUUCUACCACCUACCCAGUCACUUCUUCUGGUGUUCCAGCUCCAGUCACCACCACUAUCACUUCUGGCAGCCACACUGAAACCGAUGUCAUCUCUUACUACACCACUACCGACUCUGAAGGUGAAUUAGUUACCACUUCUACCACCUACCCAGUCACUUCUUCUGGUGUUCCAGCUCCAGUCACCACCACUAUCACUUCUGGCAGCCACACUGAAACCGAUGUCAUCUCUUACUACACCACUACCGACUCUGAAGGUGAAUUAGUUACCACUUCUACCACCUACCCAGUCACUUCUUCUGGUGUUCCAGCUCCAGUCACCACCACUAUCACUUCUGGCAGCCACACUGAAACCGAUGUCAUCUCUUACUACACCACUACCGACUCUGAAGGUGAAUUAGUUACCACUUCUACCACCUACCCAGUCACUUCUUCUGGUGUUCCAGCUCCAGUCACCACCACUAUCACUUCUGGCAGCCACACUGAAACCGAUGUCAUCUCUUACUACACCACUACCGACUCUGAAGGUGAAUUAGUUACCACUUCUACCACCUACCCAGUCACUUCUUCUGGUGUUCCAGCUCCAGUCACCACCACUAUCACUUCUGGCAGCCACACUGAAACCGAUGUCAUCUCUUACUACACCACUACCGACUCUGAAGGUGAAUUAGUUACCACUUCUACCACCUACCCAGUCACUUCUUCUGGUGUUCCAGCUCCAGUCACCACCACUAUUACUUCUGGCAGCCACACUGAAACCGAUGUCAUCUCUUACUACACCACUACCGACUCUGAAGGUGAAUUAGUUACCACUUCUACCACCUACCCAGUCACUUCUUCUGGUGUUCCAGCUCCAGUCACCACCACUAUCACUUCUGGCAGCCACACUGAAACCGAUGUCAUCUCUUACUACACCACUACCGACUCUGAAGGUGAAUUAGUUACCACUUCUACCACCUACCCAGUCACUUCUUCUGGUGUUCCAGCUCCAGUCACCACCACUAUCACUUCUGGUAGCCACACUGAAACCGAUGUCAUCUCUUACUACACCACUACCGACUCUGAAGGUGAAUUAGUUACCACUUCUACCACCUACCCAGUCACUUCUUCUGGUGUUCCAGCUCCAGUCACCACCACUAUCACUUCUGGCAGCCACACUGAAACCGAUGUCAUCUCUUACUACACCACUACCGACUCUGAAGGUGAAUUAGUUACCACUUCUACCACCUACCCAGUCACUUCUUCUGGUGUUCCAGCUCCAGUCACCACCACUAUCACUUCUGGUAGCCACACUGAAACCGAUGUCAUCUCUUACUACACCACUACCGACUCCGAAGGUGAAUUAGUUACCACUUCUACCACCUACCCAGUCACUUCUUCUGGUGUUCCAGCUCCAGUCACCACCACUAUCACUUCUGGCAGCCACACUGAAACCGAUGUCAUCUCUUACUACACCACUACCGACUCUGAAGGUGAAUUAGUUACCACUUCUACCACCUACCCAGUCACUUCUUCUGGUGUUCCAGCUCCAGUCACCACCACUAUCACUUCUGGUAGCCACACUGAAACCGAUGUCAUCUCUUACUACACCACUACCGACUCCGAAGGUGAAUUAGUUACCACUUCUACCACCUACCCAGUCACUUCUUCUGGUGUUCCAGCUCCAGUCACCACCACUAUCACUUCUGGCAGCCACACUGAAACCGAUGUCAUCUCUUACUACACCACUACCGACUCUGAAGGUGAAUUAGUUACCACUUCUACCACCUACCCAGUCACUUCUUCUGGUGUUCCAGCUCCAGUCACCACCACUAUCACUUCUGGUAGCCACACUGAAACCGAUGUCAUCUCUUACUACACCACUACCGACUCCGAAGGUGAAUUAGUUACCACUUCUACCACCUACCCAGUCACUUCUUCUGGUGUUCCAGCUCCAGUCACCACCACUAUCACUUCUGGCAGCCACACUGAAACCGAUGUCAUCUCUUACUACACCACUACCGACUCCGAAGGUGAAUUAGUUACCACUUCUACCACCUACCCAGUCACUUCUUCUGGUGUUCCAGCUCCAGUCACCACCACUAUCACUUCUGGCAGCCACACUGAAACCGAUGUCAUCUCUUACUACACCACUACCGACUCUGAAGGUGAAUUAGUUACCACUUCUACCACCUACCCAGUCACUUCUUCUGGUGUUCCAGCUCCAGUCACCACCACUAUCACUUCUGGCAGCCACACUGAAACCGAUGUCAUCUCUUACUACACCACUACCGACUCCGAAGGUGAAUUAGUUACCACUUCUACCACCUACCCAGUCACUUCUUCUGGUGUUCCAGCUCCAGUCACCACCACUAUCACUUCUGGCAGCCACACUGAAACCGAUGUCAUCUCUUACUACACCACUACCGACUCCGAAGGUGAAUUAGUUACCACUUCUACCACCUACCCAGUCACUUCUUCUGGUGUUCCAGCUCCAGUCACCACCACUAUCACUUCUGGCAGCCACACUGAAACCGAUGUCAUCUCUUACUACACCACUACCGACUCCGAAGGUGAAUUAGUUACCACUUCUACCACCUACCCAGUCACUUCUUCUGGUGUUCCAGCUCCAGUCACCACCACUAUCACUUCUGGCAGCCACACUGAAACCGAUGUCAUCUCUUACUACACCACUACCGACUCUGAAGGUGAAUUAGUUACCACUUCUACCACCUACCCAGUCACUUCUUCUGGUGUUCCAGCUCCAGUCACCACCACUAUCACUUCUGGCAGCCACACUGAAACCGAUGUCAUCUCUUACUACACCACUACCGACUCCGAAGGUGAAUUAGUUACCACUUCUACCACCUACCCAGUCACUUCUUCUGGUGUUCCAGCUCCAGUCACCACCACUAUCACUUCUGGCAGCCACACUGAAACCGAUGUCAUCUCUUACUACACCACUACCGACUCUGAAGGUGAAUUAGUUACCACUUCUACCACCUACCCAGUCACUUCUUCUGGUGUUCCAGCUCCAGUCACCACCACUAUUACUUCUGGCAGCCACACUGAAACCGAUGUCAUCUCUUACUACACCACUACCGACUCUGAAGGUGAAUUAGUUACCACUUCUACCACCUACCCAGUCACCUCUUCUGGUGUUCCAGCUCCAGUCACUACAGUUGUAUCCUCUGGUAGCCACACCGAAACCGAUGUCAUCUCUUUCUACACCACUACCGACUCUGAAGGUGAAGUCGUUACCACUUCUACCACCUACCCAGUCACCUCUUCUGGUGUUCCAGCUCCAGUCACUACUGUUGUAUCCUCUGGUAGCCACACCGAAACUGAUGUCAUCUCUUUCUACACCACUACCGACUCUGAAGGUGAAGUCGUUACCACUUCUACCACCUACCCAGUCACCUCUUCUGGUGUUCCAGCUCCAGUCACUACUGUCGUAUCCUCUGGUAGCCACACCGAAACCGAUGUCAUCUCUUUCUACACCACUACCGACUCUGAAGGUGAAGUCGUUACCACUUCUACCACCUACCCAGUCACCUCUUCUGGUGUUCCAGCUCCAGUCACUACAGUUGUAUCCUCUGGUAGCCACACCGAAACCGAUGUCAUCUCUUUCUACACCACUACCGACUCUGAAGGUGAAGUCGUUACCACUUCUACCACCUACCCAGUCACCUCAUCAGGUGUUCCAGCUCCAGUCACUACUGUUGUAUCCUCUGGUAGCCACACCGAAACUGAUGUCAUCUCUUUCUACACCACUACCGACUCUGAAGGUGAAGUCGUUACCACUUCUACCACCUACCCAGUCACCUCUUCUGGUGUUCCAGCUCCAGUCACUACUGUUGUAUCCUCUGGUAGCCACACCGAAACCGAUGUCAUCUCUUUCUACACCACUACCGACUCUGAAGGUGAAGUCGUUACCACUUCUACCACCUACCCAGUCACCUCUUCUGGUGUUCCAGCUCCAGUCACUACUGUUGUAUCCUCUGGUAGCCACACCGAAACCGACGUCAUCUCUUUCUACACCACUACCGACUCUGAAGGUGAAGUCGUUACCACUUCUACCACCUACCCAGUCACCUCAUCAGGUGUUCCAGCUCCAGUCACUACUGUUGUAUCCUCUGGUAGCCACACCGAAACCGAUGUCAUCUCUUUCUACACCACUACCGACUCUGAAGGUGAAGUCGUUACCACUUCUACCACCUACCCAGUCACCUCAUCAGGUGUUCCAGCUCCAGUCACUACUGUUGUAUCCUCUGGUAGCCACACCGAAACCGACGUCAUCUCUUUCUACACCACUACCGACUCUGAAGGUGAAGUCGUUACCACUUCUACCACCUACCCAGUCACCUCAUCAGGUGUUCCAGCUCCAGUCACUACUGUUGUAUCCUCUGGUAGCCACACCGAAACCGAUGUCAUCUCUUUCUACACCACUACCGACUCUGAAGGUGAAGUCGUUACCACUUCUACCACCUACCCAGUCACCUCAUCAGGUGUUCCAGCUCCAGUCACUACUGUUGUAUCCUCUGGUAGCCACACCGAAACCGAUGUCAUCUCUUUCUACACCACUACCGACUCUGAAGGUGAAGUCGUUACCACUUCUACCACCUACCCAGUCACCUCUUCUGGUGUUCCAGCUCCAGUCACUACUGUUGUAUCCUCUGGUAGCCACACCGAAACCGAUGUCAUCUCUUUCUACACCACUACCGACUCUGAAGGUGAAGUCGUUACCACUUCUACCACCUACCCAGUCACCUCAUCAGGUGUUCCAGCUCCAGUCACUACUGUUGUAUCCUCUGGUAGCCACACCGAAACCGAUGUCAUCUCUUUCUACACCACUACCGACUCUGAAGGUGAAGUCGUUACCACUUCUACCACCUACCCAGUCACCUCAUCAGGUGUUCCAGCUCCAGUCACUACUGUUGUAUCCUCUGGUAGCCACACCGAAACCGAUGUCAUCUCUUUCUACACCACUACCGACUCUGAAGGUGAAGUCGUUACCACUUCUACCACCUACCCAGUCACCUCUUCUGGUGUUCCAGCUCCAGUCACUACUGUUGUAUCCUCUGGUAGCCACACCGAAACCGAUGUCAUCUCUUUCUACACCACUACCGACUCUGAAGGUGAAGUCGUUACCACUUCUACCACCUACCCAGUCACCUCAUCAGGUGUUCCAGCUCCAGUCACUACUGUUGUAUCCUCUGGUAGCCACACCGAAACCGAUGUCAUCUCUUUCUACACCACUACCGACUCUGAAGGUGAAGUCGUUACCACUUCUACCACCUACCCAGUCACCUCUUCUGGUGUUCCAGCUCCAGUCACUACUGUUGUAUCCUCUGGUAGCCACACCGAAACCGAUGUCAUCUCUUUCUACACCACUACCGACUCUGAAGGUGAAGUCGUUACCACUUCUACCACCUACCCAGUCACCUCUUCUGGUGUUCCAGCUCCAGUCACUACUGUCGUAUCCUCUGGUAGCCACACCGAAACCGAUGUCAUCUCUUUCUACACCACUACCGACUCUGAAGGUGAAGUCGUUACCACUUCUACCACCUACCCAGUCACCUCUUCUGGUGUUCCAGCUCCAGUCACUACUGUUGUAUCCUCUGGUAGCCACACCGAAACCGAUGUCAUCUCUUUCUACACCACUACCGACUCUGAAGGUGAAGUCGUUACCACUUCUACCACCUACCCAGUCACCUCAUCAGGUGUUCCAGCUCCAGUCACUACUGUUGUAUCCUCUGGUAGCCACACCGAAACUGAUGUCAUCUCUUUCUACACCACUACCGACUCUGAAGGUGAAGUCGUUACCACUUCUACCACCUACCCAGUCACCUCAUCAGGUGUUCCAGCUCCAGUCACUACUGUUGUAUCCUCUGGUAGCCACACCGAAACCGACGUCAUCUCUUUCUACACCACUACCGACUCUGAAGGUGAAGUCGUUACCACUUCUACCACCUACCCAGUCACCUCAUCAGGUGUUCCAGCUCCAGUCACUACUGUUGUAUCCUCUGGUAGCUACACCGAAACCGACGUCAUCUCUUUCUACACCACUACCGACUCUGAAGGUGAAGUCGUUACCACUUCUACCACCUACCCAGUCACCUCAUCAGGUGUUCCAGCUCCAGUCACUACUGUUGUAUCCUCUGGUAGCCACACCGAAACCGAUGUCAUCUCUUUCUACACCACUACCGACUCUGAAGGUGAAGUCGUUACCACUUCUACCACCUACCCAGUCACUUCAUCACGUGUUCCAGCUCCAGUCACUACUGUUGUAUCCUCUGGUAGCCACACCGAAACCGACGUCAUCUCUUUCUACACCACUACCGACUCUGAAGGUGAAGUCGUUACCACUUCUACCACCUACCCAGUCACCUCAUCAGGUGUUCCAGCUCCAGUCACUACUGUUGUAUCCUCUGGUAGCUACACCGAAACCGACGUCAUCUCUUUCUACACCACUACCGACUCUGAAGGUGAAGUCGUUACCACUUCUACCACCUACCCAGUCACCUCAUCAGGUGUUCCAGCUCCAGUCACUACUGUUGUAUCCUCUGGUAGCCACACCGAAACCGAUGUCAUCUCUUUCUACACCACUACCGACUCUGAAGGUGAAGUCGUUACCACUUCUACCACCUACCCAGUCACCUCAUCAGGUGUUCCAGCUCCAGUCACUACUGUUGUAUCCUCUGGUAGCCACACCGAAACCGACGUCAUCUCUUUCUACACCACUACCGACUCUGAAGGUGAAGUCGUUACCACUUCUACCACCUACCCAGUCACCUCUUCUGGUGUUCCAGCUCCAGUCACUACAGUUGUAUCCUCUGGUAGCCACACCGAAACCGAUGUCAUCUCUUUCUACACCACUACCGACUCUGAAGGUGAAGUCGUUACCACUUCUACCACCUACCCAGUCACCUCAUCAGGUGUUCCAGCUCCAGUCACUACUGUUGUAUCCUCUGGUAGCCACACCGAAACCGAUGUCAUCUCUUUCUACACCACUACCGACUCUGAAGGUGAAGUCGUUACCACUUCUACCACCUACCCAGUCACCUCAUCAGGUGUUCCAGCUCCAGUCACUACUGUUGUAUCCUCUGGUAGCCACACCGAAACCGAUGUCAUCUCUUUCUACACCACUACCGACUCUGAAGGUGAAGUCGUUACCACUUCUACCACCUACCCAGUCACCUCUUCUGGUGUUCCAGCUCCAGUCACUACUGUUGUAUCCUCUGGUAGCCACACCGAAACCGACGUCAUCUCUUUCUACACCACUACCGACUCUGAAGGUGAAGUCGUUACCACUUCUACCACCUACCCAGUCACCUCAUCAGGUGUUCCAGCUCCAGUCACUACUGUUGUAUCCUCUGGUAGCCACACCGAAACCGACGUCAUCUCUUUCUACACCACUACCGACUCUGAAGGUGAAGUCGUUACCACUUCUACCACCUACCCAGUCACCUCUUCUGGUGUUCCAGCUCCAGUCACUACUGUUGUAUCCUCUGGUAGCCACACCGAAACCGAUGUCAUCUCUUUCUACACCACUACCGACUCUGAAGGUGAAGUCGUUACCACUUCUACCACCUACCCAGUCACCUCUUCUGGUGUUCCAGCUCCAGUCACUACUGUUGUAUCCUCUGGUAGCCACACCGAAACCGAUGUCAUCUCUUUCUACACCACUACCGACUCUGAAGGUGAAGUCGUUACCACUUCUACCACCUACCCAGUCACCUCUUCUGGUGUUCCAGCUCCAGUCACUACUGUUGUAUCCUCUGGUAGCCACACCGAAACCGACGUCAUCUCUUUCUACACCACUACCGACUCUGAAGGUGAAGUCGUUACCACUUCUACCACCUACCCAGUCACCUCAUCAGGUGUUCCAGCUCCAGUCACUACUGUUGUAUCCUCUGGUAGCCACACCGAAACCGACGUCAUCUCUUUCUACACCACUACCGACUCUGAAGGUGAAGUCGUUACCACUUCUACCACCUACCCAGUCACCUCUUCUGGUGUUCCAGCUCCAGUCACUACUGUUGUAUCCUCUGGUAGCCACACCGAAACCGACGUCAUCUCUUUCUACACCACUACCGACUCUGAAGGUGAAGUCGUUACCACUUCUACCACCUACCCAGUCACCUCUUCUGGUGUUCCAGCUCCAGUCACUACUGUUGUAUCCUCUGGUAGCCACACCGAAACCGAUGUCAUCUCUUUCUACACCACUACCGACUCUGAAGGUGAAGUCGUUACCACUUCUACCACCUACCCAGUCACCUCUUCUGGUGUUCCAGCUCCAGUCACUACUGUUGUAUCCUCUGGUAGCCACACCGAAACCGAUGUCAUCUCUUUCUACACCACUACCGACUCUGAAGGUGAAGUCGUUACCACUUCUACCACCUACCCAGUCACCUCUUCUGGUGUUCCAGCUCCAGUCACUACUGUUGUAUCCUCUGGUAGCCACACCGAAACCGAUGUCAUCUCUUUCUACACCACUACCGACUCUGAAGGUGAAGUCGUUACCACUUCUACCACCUACCCAGUCACCUCUUCUGGUGUUCCAGCUCCAGUCACUACUGUUGUAUCCUCUGGUAGCCACACCGAAACCGACGUCAUCUCUUUCUACACCACUACCGACUCUGAAGGUGAAGUCGUUACCACUUCUACCACCUACCCAGUCACCUCUUCUGGUGUUCCAGCUCCAGUCACUACUGUUGUAUCCUCUGGUAGCCACACCGAAACCGAUGUCAUCUCUUUCUACACCACUACCGACUCUGAAGGUGAAGUCGUUACCACUUCUACCACCUACCCAGUCACCUCAUCAGGUGUUCCAGCUCCAGUCACUACUGUUGUAUCCUCUGGUAGCCACACCGAAACCGACGUCAUCUCUUUCUACACCACUACCGACUCUGAAGGUGAAGUCGUUACCACUUCUACCACCUACCCAGUCACCUCUUCUGGUGUUCCAGCUCCAGUCACUACUGUUGUAUCCUCUGGUAGCCACACCGAAACCGAUGUCAUCUCUUUCUACACCACUACCGACUCUGAAGGUGAAGUCGUUACCACUUCUACCACCUACCCAGUCACCUCUUCUGGUGUUCCAGCUCCAGUCACUACUGUUGUAUCCUCUGGUAGCCACACCGAAACCGAUGUCAUCUCUUUCUACACCACUACCGACUCUGAAGGUGAAGUCGUUACCACUUCUACCACCUACCCAGUCACCUCAUCAGGUGUUCCAGCUCCAGUCACUACUGUUGUAUCCUCUGGUAGCCACACCGAAACCGAUGUCAUCUCUUUCUACACCACUACCGACUCUGAAGGUGAAGUCGUUACCACUUCUACCACCUACCCAGUCACCUCUUCUGGUGUUCCAGCUCCAGUCACUACAGUUGUAUCCUCUGGUAGCCACACCGAAACCGAUGUCAUCUCUUUCUACACCACUACCGACUCUGAAGGUGAAGUCGUUACCACUUCUACCACCUACCCAGUCACCUCAUCAGGUGUUCCAGCUCCAGUCACUACAGUUGUAUCCUCUGGUAGCCACACCGAAACCGAUGUCAUCUCUUUCUACACCACUACCGACUCUGAAGGUGAAGUCGUUACCACUUCUACCACCUACCCAGUCACCUCAUCAGGUGUUCCAGCUCCAGUCACUACUGUUGUAUCCUCUGGUAGCCACACCGAAACCGAUGUCAUCUCUUUCUACACCACUACCGACUCUGAAGGUGAAGUCGUUACCACUUCUACCACCUACCCAGUCACCUCUUCUGGUGUUCCAGCUCCAGUCACUACUGUUGUAUCCUCUGGUAGCCACACCGAAACCGAUGUCAUCUCUUUCUACACCACUACCGACUCUGAAGGUGAAGUCGUUACCACUUCUACCACCUACCCAGUCACCUCAUCAGGUGUUCCAGCUCCAGUCACUACUGUUGUAUCCUCUGGUAGCCACACCGAAACCGAUGUCAUCUCUUUCUACACCACUACCGACUCUGAAGGUGAAGUCGUUACCACUUCUACCACCUACCCAGUCACCUCAUCAGGUGUUCCAGCUCCAGUCACUACUGUUGUAUCCUCUGGUAGCCACACCGAAACCGAUGUCAUCUCUUUCUACACCACUACCGACUCUGAAGGUGAAGUCGUUACCACUUCUACCACCUACCCAGUCACCUCUUCUGGUGUUCCAGCUCCAGUCACUACAGUUGUAUCCUCUGGUAGCCACACCGAAACCGAUGUCAUCUCUUUCUACACCACUACCGACUCUGAAGGUGAAGUCGUUACCACUUCUACCACCUACCCAGUCACCUCAUCAGGUGUUCCAGCUCCAGUCACUACUGUUGUAUCCUCUGGUAGCCACACCGAAACCGACGUCAUCUCUUUCUACACCACUACCGACUCUGAAGGUGAAGUCGUUACCACUUCUACCACCUACCCAGUCACCUCUUCUGGUGUUCCAGCUCCAGUCACUACUGUUGUAUCCUCUGGUAGCCACACCGAAACCGAUGUCAUCUCUUUCUACACCACUACCGACUCUGAAGGUGAAGUCGUUACCACUUCUACCACCUACCCAGUCACCUCUUCUGGUGUUCCAGCUCCAGUCACUACUGUUGUAUCCUCUGGUAGCCACACCGAAACCGAUGUCAUCUCUUUCUACACCACUACCGACUCUGAAGGUGAAGUCGUUACCACUUCUACCACCUACCCAGUCACCUCAUCAGGUGUUCCAGCUCCAGUCACUACUGUUGUAUCCUCUGGUAGCCACACCGAAACCGAUGUCAUCUCUUUCUACACCACUACCGACUCUGAAGGUGAAGUCGUUACCACUUCUACCACCUACCCAGUCACCUCUUCUGGUGUUCCAGCUCCAGUCACUACUGUUGUAUCCUCUGGUAGCCACACCGAAACCGACGUCAUCUCUUUCUACACCACUACCGACUCUGAAGGUGAAGUCGUUACCACUUCUACCACCUACCCAGUCACCUCAUCAGGUGUUCCAGCUCCAGUCACUACUGUUGUAUCCUCUGGUAGCCACACCGAAACCGACGUCAUCUCUUUCUACACCACUACCGACUCUGAAGGUGAAGUCGUUACCACUUCUACCACCUACCCAGUCACCUCUUCUGGUGUUCCAGCUCCAGUCACUACUGUUGUAUCCUCUGGUAGCCACACCGAAACCGAUGUCAUCUCUUUCUACACCACUACCGACUCUGAAGGUGAAGUCGUUACCACUUCUACCACCUACCCAGUCACCUCUUCUGGUGUUCCAGCUCCAGUCACUACUGUUGUAUCCUCUGGUAGCCACACCGAAACCGACGUCAUCUCUUUCUACACCACUACCGACUCUGAAGGUGAAGUCGUUACCACUUCUACCACCUACCCAGUCACCUCAUCAGGUGUUCCAGCUCCAGUCACUACUGUUGUAUCCUCUGGUAGCCACACCGAAACCGAUGUCAUCUCUUUCUACACCACUACCGACUCUGAAGGUGAAGUCGUUACCACUUCUACCACCUACCCAGUCACCUCAUCAGGUGUUCCAGCUCCAGUCACUACUGUUGUAUCCUCUGGUAGCUACACCGAAACCGACGUCAUCUCUUUCUACACCACUACCGACUCUGAAGGUGAAGUCGUUACCACUUCUACCACCUACCCAGUCACCUCUUCUGGUGUUCCAGCUCCAGUCACUACUGUUGUAUCCUCUGGUAGCCACACCGAAACCGACGUCAUCUCUUUCUACACCACUACCGACUCUGAAGGUGAAGUCGUUACCACUUCUACCACCUACCCAGUCACCUCAUCAGGUGUUCCAGCUCCAGUCACUACUGUUGUAUCCUCUGGUAGCCACACCGAAACCGACGUCAUCUCUUUCUACACCACUACCGACUCUGAAGGUGAAGUCGUUACCACUUCUACCACCUACCCAGUCACCUCUUCUGGUGUUCCAGCUCCAGUCACUACUGUUGUAUCCUCUGGUAGCCACACCGAAACCGAUGUCAUCUCUUUCUACACCACUACCGACUCUGAAGGUGAAGUCGUUACCACUUCUACCACCUACCCAGUCACCUCUUCUGGUGUUCCAGCUCCAGUCACUACUGUUGUAUCCUCUGGUAGCCACACCGAAACCGACGUCAUCUCUUUCUACACCACUACCGACUCUGAAGGUGAAGUCGUUACCACUUCUACCACCUACCCAGUCACCUCUUCUGGUGUUCCAGCUCCAGUCACUACUGUUGUAUCCUCUGGUAGCCACACCGAAACCGAUGUCAUCUCUUUCUACACCACUACCGACUCUGAAGGUGAAGUCGUUACCACUUCUACCACCUACCCAGUCACCUCAUCAGGUGUUCCAGCUCCAGUCACUACUGUUGUAUCCUCUGGUAGCCACACCGAAACCGACGUCAUCUCUUUCUACACCACUACCGACUCUGAAGGUGAAGUCGUUACCACUUCUACCACCUACCCAGUCACCUCAUCAGGUGUUCCAGCUCCAGUCACUACUGUUGUAUCCUCUGGUAGCCACACCGAAACCGAUGUCAUCUCUUUCUACACCACUACCGACUCUGAAGGUGAAGUCGUUACCACUUCUACCACCUACCCAGUCACCUCUUCUGGUGUUCCAGCUCCAGUCACUACUGUUGUAUCCUCUGGUAGCCACACCGAAACCGACGUCAUCUCUUUCUACACCACUACCGACUCUGAAGGUGAAGUCGUUACCACUUCUACCACCUACCCAGUCACCUCUUCUGGUGUUCCAGCUCCAGUCACUACAGUUGUAUCCUCUGGUAGCCACACCGAAACCGAUGUCAUCUCUUUCUACACCACUACCGACUCUGAAGGUGAAGUCGUUACCACUUCUACCACCUACCCAGUCACCUCUUCUGGUGUUCCAGCUCCAGUCACUACUGUUGUAUCCUCUGGUAGCCACACCGAAACCGAUGUCAUCUCUUUCUACACCACUACCGACUCUGAAGGUGAAGUCGUUACCACUUCUACCACCUACCCAGUCACCUCUUCUGGUGUUCCAGCUCCAGUCACUACUGUUGUAUCCUCUGGUAGCCACACCGAAACCGACGUCAUCUCUUUCUACACCACUACCGACUCUGAAGGUGAAGUCGUUACCACUUCUACCACCUACCCAGUCACCUCAUCAGGUGUUCCAGCUCCAGUCACUACUGUUGUAUCCUCUGGUAGCCACACCGAAACCGACGUCAUCUCUUUCUACACCACUACCGACUCUGAAGGUGAAGUCGUUACCACUUCUACCACCUACCCAGUCACCUCUUCUGGUGUUCCAGCUCCAGUCACUACAGUUGUAUCCUCUGGUAGCCACACCGAAACCGAUGUCAUCUCUUUCUACACCACUACCGACUCUGAAGGUGAAGUCGUUACCACUUCUACCACCUACCCAGUCACCUCUUCUGGUGUUCCAGCUCCAGUCACUACUGUUGUAUCCUCUGGUAGCCACACCGAAACCGAUGUCAUCUCUUUCUACACCACUACCGACUCUGAAGGUGAAGUCGUUACCACUUCUACCACCUACCCAGUCACCUCUUCUGGUGUUCCAGCUCCAGUCACUACAGUUGUAUCCUCUGGUAGCCACACCGAAACCGAUGUC
Molecule: messenger RNA, 26172 nt
Organism: Vanderwaltozyma polyspora DSM 70294
Lineage: Eukaryota; Fungi; Ascomycota; Saccharomycetes; Saccharomycetales; Saccharomycetaceae
Exons: 1
Biological process (GO): flocculation
Source: RefSeq, a predicted model, not a curated record